This is a messenger RNA of Hibiscus syriacus, 736 nucleotides long. RefSeq names its product succinate dehydrogenase cytochrome b560 subunit-like. Gene Ontology annotation, cellular component: membrane. Lineage: Eukaryota; Viridiplantae; Streptophyta; Magnoliopsida; Malvales; Malvaceae. The transcript is spliced from 2 exons. Gene Ontology annotation, molecular function: electron transfer activity; succinate dehydrogenase activity. Bases 72 to 722 code for a protein of 216 amino acids. The record is from RefSeq and is a predicted model, not a curated record. Gene Ontology annotation, biological process: mitochondrial electron transport, succinate to ubiquinone; tricarboxylic acid cycle.
AUUUUACCCAUCCUUAAUAGGCAAAACCUCCAACCAAAUUUUGGGAACUUUCUGUCUAGCUAUCAGCAGCUAUGGCUUCUUCUCUAGCUCUCAAGAGGCUCGUCUCAUCGUCAUCGAACAUCCUCCCAAGCUCCUUCCGCAUGGUCCGCUCAAUUGUCACCGCUCCGUCCAUCUCCAGAGUCUCCGGCACAAACGCCAUGCGCGAGGACGUGUUUGAUCCUCUCUCUCCAACAAGGAGCCCGAGCCAAGUCGUGAACACGAGAGAUCAGUUAAUGAAGAACCCAUUUUUCUCUACUUCCCGUGGUAUGGCAACGAUUGCGAAAGGCGAAGUCAAAGAAUCAAAUAAGAGGGGAACCGGCGAGCAAAAAAUUAUCCUUCGCCCGUUAUCUCCUCAUCUUCCUAUUUACGAGCCACAGCUUAAUUCAACACUUUCAAUCACCAAUAGAAUCUCCGGGGCUUUCCUAACCACUGUAUUUUUGUUUUCUUAUCCUCUUUCUCUAAAAAUGGGUUCUGUUUGCUUAACCUAUUCGAGUUUCUACCAAUUCUUCUUUUAUUCAGCAAAGCUUUUCUUAGUUUCAGCCUCAGUUUCUGCCUUAGCCCUGUCCUAUCAUACGUAUUAUGUGUGUUCGCCUGUUAAUGCUAAAAGCUUCUUUGAACUUGUUAAUUUAGUGAUCUCAAUGAACAUGGUUUUUAGCAUUCUGUUUAUCUUUUGUAAGUUUUGAGGUUUUCUUUUCAU